UCCGUGACGCGCCAGUUCAGCGCCAUCCCUCUUACACCGUUCCGAAUAUCUCCUGUACUAGGCGAGGACCAAACACAUUGAUGCUUCGUGUGCGAACGCGGCGAUGACGCGACUCACACACGAGCCUCGGAUGUCCCCGGUUAGCCGGACCAGGGAUGGGCCGGACCUCCCUGCACUGUCUCAACUCUCAGGCUAUUGCCGCCAGCACGGGGCGAAAACGCGAGCCGGGCAAUAGAAACUGAAAUCAACGUGUUCACCUCUGGGUAGUUGGCUAGUAAUUGGCCUCCAUAUGCCUCUGGUUACCACUGGUGCCGCAUGUGAAAGCGCGGCAAGCCGGUCUCGCGGUACGGUGCACCCGGCGGCAACGCCCCUGCGUUUGUUGGUGCGGGGGGCCGCGGACCGUGUGCUAAAUAAGCCGCUCGCCCCGGCGGGCAAGCCGUUUGCGCGCCUGCUGAAAGCCAUGACUGACCUGCCCGCGGUGACUCUUGUGGCGCCGCCCGAGCCGGGCGCGUGGGUGAGUCAUGUGCCGUUGUGGGCUAACCCGGCGCUGUGUGAGGACGGCCGCACGUGGGACGUGGCUUUCGCGGAUUUGUUCGCUCUGCCGGGACUGGCGUGUGUGGGCCAGCUGGUUGCAGCGCAUGACGGCCUGAACGACCUGCGGCAGGCCUUGACACGCCCUUGGGCGGAGGGCUCCCGGUUUGGUGAAGCGUGUGUGGAAAUGUAUGUGACUGCUGUGUGGCGGCGGGUGCUGCACUGGAGCACGCGGGCGCGCCUGCCGUCGCCCCUGCCGGGGCCGGCGUCGCCUCAAGCGGCGGCCGCCCGGUUUGCGGCGGCGGUGGCCCUUCUUCCCGCUGGCUGGGCUGCCGCCGCGCGUGCGGCCCAGCUGGCUCGGGGGCCUGCCGCCGCGCUGCCGCUCCCGGUGGCCGACGUCAUGAGUGCUACGGCGGAGUCGGUGCAACAGGUGGUGCGGGGGCUUGGAUGGCUGCAGUGCGGGGGGCCGCCCAUCAUGCUCACUGCCUGCACGGUGAAGGCGGGGACCGUGCUGCCAAUGGCUCCACAGUUAGCCGCCCUGAAGGCUAAGCAUUUGCAAUAUGUGUGCGAUGCGGGUGUGUCGGGGGUGGGGGCUGCCCUGGCGGCGGGGGCCUUUGUGUGCACCUUGGCCCGCUUGUAGUCGCUGAAAUGGGAGAAUCAUCGUAAGGAAGCACUGUGGCGUGUGGCGGCCAACGCUUGCUGGGCGUUUCCACGACAUGCUAACGAGCGGGCGCGAGGCGUUGCUGUUGACUCGUGUUGGGCGUGUGGGAUUGACAUGCAGGAUGGGGACCGGCGUCACUGGUUUUGGGACUGCACUGUUGCACUGUCGCUGCGGGAAUGUAUGGGGAUGGCUAUGGGUUUCCUGCCGGAGGAGGCUCUAAGUGCCUUCUCUCGUGAGGGGUUGUGGUUAGUGCGCCCGCCUGCGGGGCUUGCGCCACCUGUGUGGGAUGUGGUGUGUCUCGCUGCUAUCUCGGGCUGUUGGUGACGGCAUGGUUUUGCGCUUGCCGUAUGACGCUGAUUCCCCGCCUCCCUCGCCGUGAGAGGUUGUGCGUGGUUGGUGGCUUUGCGUGUGGGCAGGAUGCACGUGUGGGCGACCGUUCUAGUCCCUGGACGCUUGCACCUUGGUUAGUGCGUGCGCUCUGCGUGUGUCUUGCGGCCUAGACGUGCCUCCUGUGCCUAGGCUUGUGGCGUUGAGGCACAGCGGUGGGGCUCUGGCGGGUUGAGGCUUGGCUAGGACUCACUGUGCGCGGAGUCACACGGACUUUGCCCGCGGGAGGGUUUGCAGCAAAGUCGGGGUUGGUGGAGUCAAGUUGGGCCCUGAUAGCAUGUGAUGGCUCGGCGUCUUCGGGUGCUGGGACUGUCCCCUCUGUAACAUCCGCAUUCGUAUGCCUCCAUUGGUCAGCCACCUUCCUGCAGGUGCGCUGCGACUCUGCUUUGCGAGUGUGGCGUUGCGGUGCGUGUGUCUGCUGCUAUCGCCUGGCCGGGCGCCCGGAGCGUGAGGAAUGCGCGUCAGCAAACUUCCAGCCAGCCAGCAACUUGUCGGUACUGUAACUCCGGUGUUCG
Molecule: messenger RNA, 2094 nt
Organism: Chlamydomonas reinhardtii
Lineage: Eukaryota; Viridiplantae; Chlorophyta; Chlorophyceae; Chlamydomonadales; Chlamydomonadaceae
Exons: 2
Coding region: 461-1171 (236 amino acids)
Source: RefSeq, a predicted model, not a curated record